Molecule: messenger RNA, 720 nt
Organism: Homalodisca vitripennis (glassy-winged sharpshooter)
Lineage: Eukaryota; Metazoa; Arthropoda; Insecta; Hemiptera; Cicadellidae
Product: protein BTG2-like
Exons: 1
Coding region: 1-720 (239 amino acids)
Biological process (GO): negative regulation of mitotic cell cycle; negative regulation of cell population proliferation
Cellular component (GO): cytoplasm; nucleus
Source: RefSeq, a predicted model, not a curated record
AUGAUUAUUGAAAUAACGACUGCAGUUGAAUUCCUGAUUCGUCUGCUUCAGGGACAGCACCGAUUAAAACAAUUGAAUGAAACACAACUAGCUUCAUUCAAAGACUCUCUGAUUAAGUUGUUGAAAAACAAAUACCAAAGCCACUGGUAUCCAGAGUACCCGAAUAGAGGAUCAGCGUAUCGAUGCAUCAGAAUUAACGGUACCAUGGAUCCAAUUGUGGCACAAGCUUUUAAUGCAACAGGUUGUUCAGCCGAUUCAUUAAGGGCUCUCUUUCCCCAUGAACUUACUGUUUGGAUCGACCCAGAAGAAGUAUCGUACAGAAUAGGAGAAAAUGGAAGCAUUUCUCUACUGUACGGUACAGAAUAUAAAGAAGAGCAAGCAGUUAGUGUUUCAACAGAAGUCGCUCCACCAACACAGUCACCUGCAGUUAUGUGGCAAUUCAACCCCCAGACGGUAUUCUGUUACGCAUAUGCAGCACCUGUUUUAAUAGAAAUGGAUCAACUCCAAUCGCCUUCAAUAUGCUACAGUGACCCAAGACAAAUGGAGCCAUUCAACCUCCAGACGGCACUUCUCCCCCAUGAACUAACUCUUUGGAACCACCAAGAACAUUCAGAAAAAUAUUCAGAAGAAGAUGUAUUCUAUUACUCGUAUACAGCACCUUCGAUCUCAUACAGCGCAGAGCCUAUUCAUGGCAUCUUCAUUGAAUAUUUUUGGUGCUGA